Molecule: messenger RNA, 3423 nt
Organism: Nematostella vectensis (starlet sea anemone)
Lineage: Eukaryota; Metazoa; Cnidaria; Anthozoa; Actiniaria; Edwardsiidae
Product: polyunsaturated fatty acid 5-lipoxygenase
Exons: 15
Coding region: 269-2272 (667 amino acids)
Biological process (GO): lipid oxidation
Molecular function (GO): protein binding; metal ion binding; oxidoreductase activity, acting on single donors with incorporation of molecular oxygen, incorporation of two atoms of oxygen
Source: RefSeq, a predicted model, not a curated record
UAUUUGUUACCGUAGUCAAGAUUCCAUUACACAAGCGGCAUUUACUAAAGGACGAACUGAGAACUUGUCCAAACACUAAGGACAAGCCACUGCUGAUGCUUAGCGAUAAGAAAGUGUGAGCCUACACCGCCUAAUAUCCGUCAAGCAGAGGAAACAAAUUCCAAUCGUAGGUGUUUGAGUAUUCGCUGAAAAUCCAACUGUUGCAUCAAGUUAGUCACUGAUAGCAAAUUUGCGGAGAUAAUUGUCUACACUUGUCUUGAGCGAUAACAUGGGUAACUGUAGCUCUCUGCCGCCUGACUACGAAAUAAUCGUGAAGACUGGUGACGUGAAGGGAGCAGGGACUGAUGCAAAUGUUUAUUGUGCUCUUGUCGCCGUGAACGGAACUCGCUCGAGGGACUUUCAUUUGGAUUGCCGCUGGAAAAAUGACUUUGAAAAGGGCAACGUAGAUUCAUUCAAAGUAGCGAAUGGAACUGCAAUUGGUCCCCUAAAGAAGAUCGAGAUUUGGAGAGACGAUAGCGGGCUUGGUGAUGACUGGUACGUCGAAUGGAUCAAGGUUAAAAAUAUUCUGGAGCCGAACUCGGAGUUGGAUGUAUUCCCUUGUCAUCGUUGGGUCAAAGCCGAACGUAAACUCAUCCUGACAAAAUACGAUUGUAUGCUUCCGCAAUUCGACGACCACCCCGAGCAGAGAAAGAGAGAGCUGGAAGAAAAACGUGAACUCUACAGACUUGUGCGCAAAGCACCAGGGAUUCCGAAGCAGAUCGAGAGCUGCCCUCGCGAUGAAAGCUUUAGCAACGAUUACAAGUGGAACAUUCAACAAACGAAGUACAAGCUGGCAGUUAAGUGUAAGCUCACCAAGCUGACCUCGGACCCAUGGGAAAAGCUGGAAGAUCUUGAUAACGUCUACAAGGGCAGUAUGGGUAAACCAUAUGGUUUAUACAACUGGAAGGAGGACUCGGCUUUUUCACGCCAGAGACUGCAAGGAUGCAACCCUACAAUGAUAGAACUGUGCAGAGAAAUCCCAGAAAAUUUCGCUGUGACAUCAGAGAUGGUGGAACCGUUCUUGGAUGGUAUGACUUUGGAAGAGGCGAUAAAUGCGAAGCGUAUUUACAUCUGUAAUCUGAUCACUCUCUCGGAUAUCGUCUGCAGGUUUAACAGACUGAUUUCCAAGCCUAUGGCGUUGUUUUUCGUCAACAACAGUAAGGAGUUGAUGCCGAUCGCAAUUCAGCUGUUCCAGAAACCUGCUGAAGAUAAUCCGGUGUUUCUACCAUCUGACCCUAAGUACACAUGGAUGCUAGCAAAGAUGUACUACAAUAACGCAGAUGCAGCCUUCCAUCAGUCCUGCACUCACUUAGGAUUUACUCAUCUGGUGGCAGAAACCAUCUGCGUGGGUACUCACCGCCAGGUAUCACCAUCACAUCCCGUCUUUCGUCUGUUGGCCCCUCACUUUCUUUACCUACUUGCCAUCAACUCGCUUGCGUUAGCUCGGCUUGUGUCACCAAAUGGCUGGAUCGAUAUUUGCAUGCAGACAGGCGCGGAAGGCCUCAUGGGACUGUGUGGAGCCAGCUGGAAAAAAUGGAGGAUGAAUGUGAAUGGGUGGUUACCAAAGGAGCUGAAAGAGAGAGGGGUGGACGAUGCCGAGGCACUCCCUAACUACCCGUACCGCGAUGACGCGCUACUCAUCCACCAAGUCAUCUGGGACUACGUCCGUGAGGUACUGGAGGCACACUAUGACUCACCUGAUAAACUGCAAGAUGAUUAUGAGAUUCAGAAUUGGGGUCACAUGCUAGCGGACCCAGAGGAUGGUCUCGGAGUCCAGGGUGUGUUUGGCGACGGCAAAUUCACGGACCUCGAAGACUUGAUAAAAACAGUCACAUCAAUCAUUUUCAUUAGCAGCGUCGGACACGCGGCCGCGAACUUCGCGCAGUAUGACGAGUACGCCUUUCCUCCUAAUUACCCGGCGUUCCUUAGAGGAAAACCGCCAACAAGCAAGCAGGAGGAGCUGACCGAGAAGGACAUUAUUGAUCAUAUUCCACUCAAGGAUAUGACCCUGGAUAUUAUGCUUGUGACGAAGAUCCUCAGCGACCGAGGAACCAACCCACUCGGAGACUUCGAGGUUCAGUACCAGUACGACCCGAUAGGGACCAAGGCCGUGGAGAACUUUCGUCGAAAGCUGACGGAAGUCAGCGCGGUACUGGAUGAACGUAACAAGACGAGACCCUUCCCUUACCCGUAUUUAAACCCCAAAGAAAUCCCUAACGCCAUCAGCAUCUAAGCAUUUGCACAUGUCCCGACCCCUCCACUGCCCGUAUUUAAACCCCAAAGAAACCUUUAACGCCAUUAGUAUUUAAACAUGUGCACAAAUACCGACCACUCCCCUACCCGUAUUUAAACCCCAAAGAAGUCUCUAACGCUAUUAGCAUCUAAACAUGUGCACAAGUCUCGACCCCUUCCCUACCCGUAUUAAAACCCGAAAGAAAUCUCCAACGCUAUUAGCAUCUAAACAUGUGCACAAGUCCCGACCCCUCCCCUACCCGUAUUUAAACCCCAAAGAAAUCUUAGCCCUGAAUUACACACUACGACUUUCUACGAUUUCUACGACUGUAGAAGAUCAUUAUAGUGGAGUCGUAGGUUGAUUUACACUCGAGUUGUAGAGGUGUCGCAUACAACUGAAUCGUGCUGUCUAAAUCAGCCUUAAGAAUACCAUCAGAAAACGUUUCUCUGCCAUUAUAAGCAGUUUGUAUAGAGAACAGAACUCCAAAUGCGUUAACAGAUGCAUAUAUGCCCGUCUUAAAAUCACUCUAGUUUUCAGGUGAUUUUAAUGGCCUGUAAAUUAUUUUCGACUAUGUAUGGUACUGGGAUUGUUUAAGAAGAUAACGCCUAGUUUUUUUUUCACCCCAUGAAGGCAAGGUCCCAGUGUAUUUAUGAACAUGUUGUCAUUAUUAGACAAAAAAGGUAAAUUAUAUAUUGUUAUAUUCCGAGAUUCCUUGUCGAGGGAUGGAUGAAUCAGAGCAUUACUAUCAUACUAGGGUUAUAGUAUAACAGGGAACGAUCCUGGUGUAUUAGGGAUGGGUCACAAAAAUGCAGACUUGGUGACUCAUCAGGUUUGUUCUCUUUAAGGGGGUUUGCAAUGCCCAUCUUUCUCACUCCCAGCCCCCACCCUCCCCACCCACACACACACUCUGUGUGAGCUUACCGCUAAAGACUUGCCCUGAGUUCACAGGCACACAAUAAUGAGCUAAUAUUUAUUAAUCAAUGAGACGUAAAUGACAAGUAGUAUUGUACAAGUUGUUAGGUAGUAUGAUGCUUAACAUUAUUCAAAGACUUGAAUGUUUUUGUAGCGUAUCAUAAUGAUUAUCAUAACCUGAUAUAUUUUGUAUCAAUGGUCAUCAUAUAUUUUGUAAUAAACUUUACUUGACAUCGAAA